AUGUUGAGAACGCCCAAAGGUGGUAGGAAGAAGACGCCAAAGAAGAAAACCCCCGCGAAAAGUGACAAGAACGGUGACGCUCAAAAGAGCGAUACGCAAGAAGUGAAAGUGGUUCCGGUUACGCCGAUCAGCAAGCAGCUUGAGGAACAGCGCCGGAAGGAGGAAGCUCGGAAGAUGGAAGAGCAGCAGAAAGUGCUGAUGCGGCAGCGGGACGCGGUGGCGGAAAAGCUGGACCGAGUAAAGGCAGCCAUCAAGUCGAGCACCGAGCAACUGAACCAGAACUUGAAGAACCUGCACUUCCUGAAGUUGCAGUUGAAGACGGUUGAGGCCUGCUACGGUGAGUUCAAUGCAUUCCAGAACCAGAUCUACGGACUGGCACUCACUCCGGAGCAGGAGAAGCUGCACCGGGCGUGCUACUUAAAAUUCGAGACGCUUCACAACAUUUUGACGGUUCAGCUCAACGAGUUGAUCGAACGGCUUUCAAAGCCAAGCGUCGCGCUCGUUCCGGCCGCCCCCGCGUGUGCAGUUGUGCCGCAGUACUUGCCGCCGCUCAGUGUGCCCUUGCCGAAGUUCGACGGCACUUACGAGAACUGGUUUUCGUUCAAGUGCAUGUUCAGGAGCGUGAUGGACCGGUACCAGGGUGAGGCUCCGUCGAUGAAGCUGUACCAUCUACGGAACUCGUUGGUCGGCAGGGCAGAAGGCGUGAUCGACCAAGACAUCAUCAACAACAACGACUACGAGGCAGCGUGGGCUCUCUUGGUGGAAACAUACGAGGACAAGCGAGUGAUAAUCGACAAGCACAUCGAAGCUUUGUUCAAUCUGCCGAAGAUCACAAAUGACGACGCCGUCGCGUUCCGGAAAUUGAUUGACACGUGCGUCAAGCACAUCGAGGCGUUGAAGAAUCUUCAACUUCCUGUCGACGGAUUGGGUGAGCAGAUGCUGAUGAACCUGCUUGCAGCAAGGAUGGACAAGGAGACGCGGUUGGCGUGGGAAUCGCAAUGGAAGGCCGGCGAGCUACCGACGUACGCGGCCACGAUCGCGUACCUAAAGGAGAAGUGCCGAGUUCUGGAGGUGGUGGAACAGUGCAGUGUGACGGUGGAAAAAGUGACGCCGCACAGAUCAGUAGCGAUGCUGAUAGCUGGUACGCAGAAGUGUUCCGUAUGCAACCGGCAACACGGCUUGAACGGGUGCGAGCAGUUCAAAGGAAAAUCCGUCAACGAGAAGUACAGCCAUUUGCGGAAAUGUGGGUUGUGCUUCAACUGUUUGAGGAGAGGACAUCGCGUGGCAGCAUGUACGUCUACGAACACCUGCAAGAUCUGUGGCAAUCGGCAUCACACAAUGCUGCACACUGGUGGAGUGAAGAAGCAGAUGGUCGUUCCGAUCUCGACGGCGCCAGUUACGUCGAAGCCAAUGGACAAACGCCGCACUCGACCUGCCAGGAAACAGACCCUUCUCUCGACCGCCGUAGUACUCGUCGACGGUGGAAGCAGCGGCCCGCACUUGUGUCGAGCGCUGAUAGACUCGGGAUCGCAAAACCACUUCGUCACGGAACGGUUUGCCGACAAACUGGCGAUCAAGAAGGAGCGCGCCGACUACCAGGUCAGUGGUUUGCACGACUUUAAGACGAGGAUCAGCAGCCUGAUCCGAGCGACGGUUAAGUCUCGCGUUGGCGAUUUCUCGACCGAGCUGGAGCUGUUAGUCACUCCGAGUAUAAUUGAUGACCUGCCGCCGGAAUCGAUCGACAUCACAAGCUGGAACUUACCACCGAACAUCAAGCUCGCUGAUCCGGGGUUCAAUUCGGCAAGCCCAAUCGAUAUGCUGCUGGGAGCAGAAUUGUUUUGGAACCUGAUAAGGUCAGGUAGGAUCACGCUGGCGGAGACCAUGCCCUCGCUCAGGGAAACUGAGUUGGGAUGGGUUGUCGGCGGUGUGUUGAAGCAUUGA
Molecule: messenger RNA, 1941 nt
Organism: Culex quinquefasciatus (southern house mosquito)
Lineage: Eukaryota; Metazoa; Arthropoda; Insecta; Diptera; Culicidae
Exons: 1
Coding region: 1-1941 (646 amino acids)
Source: RefSeq, a predicted model, not a curated record